AUGUCUGGCACUGGAAACCUGUCGACCGUGUCUCAGCUUUCGGCCCAGUGGACCAACCCGAACGAUGUGCUCUCCCUGCUACUCAUAAUCGGUGGAGACAUCGUUCAAACCGCUCUCGCCCAGACUACUGCCGGCGGAUGGAUAACGCCAGUAUGCUUCUCGUUUGGUUGGGUAGCAUACUCAUUCAGCACACUCGUGCGCGUCCUUGGCGACGGUCGUCUCUUGCCACCGCCAGAUUUCCCGGCCAAAGUCUUCAACCUCGAAUCGUCCUACGUCCGAGAGAACAAGAACUGGGUGUUGGGCCGCAUCCUGAGGGAUAAUGAGCUAUUCAUGAACAAAAUACAGCCGCACGGAGGUAACGCACUCAGGAUAUCGAUAUACACCGCUGUGGCACGGAAGAAGGGCCAGGAGAUGUCGAACGUCUACACCUUGUGGUUGUGGAUAGGAGUCACAUUGCUACAGAUUGGUAUUGCGAGCAUACCUCUUGGCCGAGACGGCGAAUGGGGAGUCUUUCUUGUGACCUGCAGCGGUAUUGUUGCCUCAAUACUUGCAGGCGCACUACCUCAGUGGCGAAUCGAGAAGAUCCCGCUCAAGAGGGAGAGCCGCAAGCUUAUCGCUUUGACAAGUGGUAAUGGGUCUCGCGACAUCAUGAUCAUCUACGGUGACAGGAAGGCGUUGGAUCUCGAGGAACUCGCUGCUGGCGAGAGUCCUCGCUCUGAUCGGGUCUGGGAGGCCCUAAAUCUGUUCUCCACGCCUGUCAAGAACGAAUUUGGCCUCGUAGAGCGCCGGAACAACAACACUGAAGUACGCAAGACUCCUGGUAUCUUGUGUUGA
Messenger RNA from Alternaria arbusti, 834 nucleotides. RefSeq lists its product as uncharacterized. The transcript is spliced from 2 exons. The coding region runs from base 1 to 834 and encodes 277 amino acids. The record is from RefSeq and is a predicted model, not a curated record. Lineage: Eukaryota; Fungi; Ascomycota; Dothideomycetes; Pleosporales; Pleosporaceae.